CCCCACAGCCCGCCCCUGCGCAGGAGGCAGGGCUGUUCUUUUGGGCAGACCUCCUCCUCAGGAGGGGAGGUGGCAAAACCUGUCUGAAGAUGAGGUUGCCUGCCUUCCACACCUUCCUCUUCCAAGGAGGCCAGAGCAACAAGGGCUGGGGCCAAAAAAGGUCAAAAACAGUUAGGGGCCAGGACACCAGCAACUUCUAGGUGUUUAAAAAAGGCAGGAAGACUGUGAAGAUGGGAACUGUACAAGAGGCAAGAGAAAAGACAUCAGACCUUGGGGUCAGGGAGAAUGCAGAAGAGCCAGAGCCAGAGCCAGGCACAGACCUGAGACUUGGGGAGCUGGAGCUGAAGGAAGAAUGGCAGGAUGAAGACUUCCCUAGAUUGUUGCCUGAGGAGCCUGGACCUUCUGAAGAGCCUAGCAAUGGUCAGAGAGACUCACAGGCAGCUACCCCCAGCAGUUUAGCCCUAUGUGGUCAGCGCCCUAUGCGCCCUAUGCGGAAGCUCCUGUCUGCCCCGGAACUGACACUGAAUCUGCUAGAAGAGCCUGGAGAUCAGGGAGCUUCUCCCAUCCACUCCACUGCUUCCUCUUCUGAGGGCAGCUCAGACCUGGAUGUAGAUGAACUGGAGACACCUUCAGACUCGGAGCAGCUGGACAGUGGACAUGAAUAUGAAUGGGAAGAUGACCUUCCCCGAGCAGAAGGCCUGGGGGCCAGCAAGGCGGAAGAAGGGCUGGGCCAAGGUUGUGUAUGGGAUGUGGCUGGAGAAAAUGGUCAUCGCUGGAGGGUGUUCCGAACAGGACUCCGGGAACAGCACGUGGACAUGACUGUCAUUGAGCCUUAUAAGAAAGUCCUGUCUCAUAGAGGUUACCAUGGUGAUGGCCUUACUGCUGUCAUCCUCUUUGCUUCGUGUUAUUUACCCCAGAGCAGCAUCCCCAACUACACCUACAUCAUGGAGCACUUGUUUAAGUAUAUGGUGGGGACUCUGGAAUUGCUGGCAGCUGAAAAUUAUCUGCUUGUUCACUUGAGCGGAGGCACAAGCAGGGCCCAGGUUCCACCCCUGAGCUGGAUCCGCCAGUGUUACCGUGCCCUGGAUCCUCGGCUCCGGAAAAACCUGCGGGCCUUGUUGGUUGUCCAUGCUGCGUGGUAUGUGAAGGCAUUUGUGGCGAUGCUUCGGCCUUUCAUCAGUUCCAAGUUCACACGAAAGAUCCGUUUUCUGGACAGCCUGGGGGAGUUAGGCCAACUCAUCUGCCUAGACCAGCUUCACAUCCCUGAUGCUGUCAGACAGUUGGACCAGGGUCUCUGUGGCUCAAGAGGAAUGGACAAAGGACCUUGAACCAAGCAAAGAUAAUGAUCUAAACACUUCCUAAUCCCUGAGCUGUUUGCAAACGUUUUCAUCCUGAAGCCCAACCUCUCCUUCCACCUUCACUUCUCAAUGGGACACUUCCCUGCCCUAUCCUGUUUGCCUGCUCAGGGCUGAGUUUGGAGUUCCUGAGGGUAGUGUUGGGAGUGGGAAACUCCGAGUUUUAAUCCUGCUUUUGCUCUACAGCCUUCUCGGCUUGGUGUUCUAGCAGUCUGAGGGGAGAUGAUGGACAGGAAGGGCCUACUUUAGCUCAGCCAGGCUCCCUUUUGAGGGCCAGGAGACAGCUCACAAAAUCCUGAAGAACCUGUCUGCCCUUUCUUCCUUCUAAGUCAUGUCUGCACCUGUGAGCCUGGGAAGGCAUGCUUUGAAAGCCUGUACUGUUUGUUCACACUAUACUUGUAGCGAUUAAUAAACUGGGAUAUGAGACUGAA
Messenger RNA from Cavia porcellus (domestic guinea pig), 1786 nucleotides. RefSeq names its product BCL2 interacting protein like (gene Bnipl). Gene Ontology annotation, cellular component: cytoplasm. The record is from RefSeq and is a predicted model, not a curated record. Gene Ontology annotation, biological process: apoptotic process. The transcript is spliced from 10 exons. NCBI's taxonomy places the organism in Eukaryota, Metazoa, Chordata, Mammalia, Rodentia, Caviidae. The coding region runs from base 231 to 1328 and encodes 365 amino acids.